This is a messenger RNA of Aspergillus luchuensis, 558 nucleotides long. RefSeq lists its product as uncharacterized. The coding region runs from base 1 to 558 and encodes 185 amino acids. Gene Ontology annotation, biological process: transmembrane transport. NCBI's taxonomy places the organism in Eukaryota, Fungi, Ascomycota, Eurotiomycetes, Eurotiales, Aspergillaceae. The transcript is spliced from 3 exons. Gene Ontology annotation, molecular function: ATP binding; ATPase-coupled transmembrane transporter activity. Gene Ontology annotation, cellular component: membrane. The record is from RefSeq and is a predicted model, not a curated record.
AUGCUAUCAUCAAGAACUCUCCGUACGAGAGCAAUUAAAGCGUGGACUUCAAGAGCUGAGUCCUCCGGAUGGGCUCUUCCUCUUAAUUUGGCACGUUGCCUUAAAUUUGCUUUGUUUUUGCCCGUGAUUCCUCGUCUCUUCGUCAUCGUGUUUCGUUACGCUCAACCCUUAGUGAUGGACGCCCUUAUCCGCUUCGUGAAUGAUACGGCUACUGACACAGCUCGUGGCAUCUGGCUUAUCUCGUCUGCCGCGAUUACGUACAUAGGAAUGGCGGCCUCUGCGGCAAUAUAUCAACGUUAUAUCGAUCGACUGCGAAUCAUGGUUAGGGGUGCCUUGAUCGGCUUGGUACACGAUAAAGCGAUGAAACUCCCCGGUAAAGAGGCUAAAUCAGAGGCUGUGACCCUAAUGAGCUCCGAUAUUGACAGUGUUGAGUCAGUGGGGGAAAUUCUUCAUGACACAUGGGCCUAUAUCUUGGAGGUGGUCAUCGGCACAAUGCUACUGGCUGCCCGGCUUCAAUGUGUGUUCGCGGAUGAGUGCAUACGUUGCCAAGCACCUUGA